Messenger RNA from Sungouiella intermedia, 1347 nucleotides. NCBI's taxonomy places the organism in Eukaryota, Fungi, Ascomycota, Pichiomycetes, Serinales, Metschnikowiaceae. The record is from the annotation of a GenBank genome assembly.
AUGGUUCAUAGCCACAUUCACCCAGGCCGCAUUUGGUCUUUACUGCCUAGCCAGGAAAUCGCAUUGAAACAAUUUUGGGCCAUCCUAUUGAAGUCAUUUGGAUAUGAAAUCAACUUAUCCAACGAGGACAUCAAAUUUGCACGUGGGUUGGUCAGUUCUGUUGACAUGUCCAACUACGAGGGCAGCGCAGCUCUGACUAUUUCUGUCAGUAAGUAUGAGAGCUCAGUGGAAUCUGAAACUCUGUCGCUCAGGUUUCAGAACUCAUGCAAUAACAUCAAAAGCGUUUACUACCUGCUUGAAACAGAGAGCUAUGCCGAUGAUGAUGGAGAUGUUUUUUCGUUGUACCAUCAAGAGCAGCACCCACUCUUGGCCAAUUACAUUCCAGAAGACUUACACCGGAGUCUCUUUACUUAUUGUCGAAAUGAGAACCUUGACAACUUUCUUCUUCGCUUUUUGCGGUAUCAAGACUUCGAUGUGAAGUCAUCCUUGAAGAGUUUCGCAGCAAUGUUGGAUUGGCGUAUCAACAAAUUUGAUGUCGAAGAUUUAGUCAACAAGAGUGACGCGCAUCUUUACUUUGAAGGAAAACUGCGCAAAUUAAUCAAUAUAAUGCGCAGUAAUGAGGUAUACUUCAAAGGUGUUCUGAGGAGUGGCUGUCCUGUUGUCCACAUUCGUACCAAGAAUCAUAUUCGCAGUAACUGUCCGGAUGAAGACUAUGACAAGUACGUGGCAUUGAUGUUUGAAUGGGGAAGGCUAAUGCUUCUGGAGUACAAAACAGGUACCGACCGUUUUCAUGUGAUCUACGACUUAACAGGCUUUUCACUUAAGAACGCUGACUUCAGAGCCAUCAAAUUCAGUGUCAAGGCGUUCCAACGCUGGUACCCAGACGUGGUAGAAGUGGUGUACAUGCACAACGCUCCCCGGGUAUUUCCUUUGGUCUGGAAUAUGGUGGUAAAGUGGUUGAAACCCCAAGUAAGGGACAAAAUUAUAUUCACCAGAGGUCCGGAUGCAUUGAAGAAAUACAUCGACCCUAAGUUCAUUCCCAAAUUUCUUGGAGGGAAGGACGCUAUACCAGCCUACGUUGAGCCUACAACAUUCAACAGCCAGCGUAAGGAACCUGAUGCCAUGUUUAGCAAUCUCUUGAAACAGCGAGAUGAAUUGACGGUGCGUUUCAUCGACUCUACCAUCAAAUGGAUCGAGGCCACGAACACAAAAGAGUCGCGGCAGCAUCUCGAAAGCAAAAUCAACAUUUGCAAAGCCAGAGCACAGAAUUAUAUUUACCUCGAUCCUUAUCUACGGACGCCUGGAAUUUGCGACCGUAAUGGCCAGUUGGGCAAUCUCUCAUACUAA